This is a messenger RNA of Pseudoliparis swirei, 1149 nucleotides long. RefSeq names its product neuroguidin, EIF4E binding protein (gene ngdn). Lineage: Eukaryota; Metazoa; Chordata; Actinopteri; Perciformes; Liparidae. The transcript is spliced from 11 exons. Gene Ontology annotation, cellular component: nucleolus; small-subunit processome. The record is from RefSeq and is a predicted model, not a curated record. Gene Ontology annotation, biological process: maturation of SSU-rRNA from tricistronic rRNA transcript (SSU-rRNA, 5.8S rRNA, LSU-rRNA). Bases 34 to 987 code for a protein of 317 amino acids.
CUCUGCGGCCUCCAUACAGUACAUUGAAACAAAAUGGCGGCCCCUAUUGACAACGAUUUAAUUGAAAGCGAUUUGCCUGCAGCUGUACAGCUGCUGAGAAAUCUCACCGAGCAGGUGGCCUCGGUUACCAGUAAUGUCCGUGAGCUGAUCACAAAAGUCAAAGAUGGAGCUUUUCAGACAUCAGAGGGUUUGUCUUUCUUGGACCUUCGGUAUCACCUGCUGCUCUUCUACCUUCAAGACCUCACUCACCUGAUCUGCAUCAAAACAGAAGGAGGCAAAAUAAAAGACAGUGACGCCUUGAGCAGACUGGUCACAAUCAGAACGGUCCUGGAGAAGAUGCGACCACUAGACCACAAACUGAAGUACCAGAUUGAUAAACUGGUUCGUACAGCUGUCACCGGCAGUUUAGCUGAAAAUGACCCGUUGCAGCUGCGUCCUAAUCCAGAGAAUCUCCUCAGCAAAUUGAGCGAAUCUGAGGAGUCUGAAGGAGAAGCUGAGGAUAAGACGGAGAAGAAAGCAGCCCACUCUAGUGGCAGGAAAUAUGUACCGCCAAAGAUUGCCCCAGUGCAUUAUGAUGGUGACAUGACAGAAACGGACAAGAAGAAGGCUCAGUCAGAGCGCCAGCGUCGAGCUGCCCUCCAAAGCUCUGUGAUCCAGGAGCUGCGACAGCAGUACAGCGACGCUCCAGAGGAGAUCAGGGACCGACGAGACUUCCAGAGCGACCGCGAGAGCCGCGACGAGCUCCAUAGGAAAAACUACGAGGAGUCGAUGUUGGUGCGUCUCAACAUGCCCCAGCGUCAGAAGGGCGUCAGAAAGAGAGGCAUGAUGUCCAUGUCCGGCCAGCUGAGCGGCAUCACAAACUUCGGUGACAUCACAGCUCUAACAGGCGGCGAGGGUAUGCAGGAUGAGGAUGACUCUCGGCCAAAGAAAAAGAAGAAAGUCAUGAAGAAAAAAAACAAAAAAAGAGCUUUUAAGAAGCACAGAUAACCUGAAACACGAGGUUCACCGGUUGAAGACCAAAUGAUGAAGACUUCACCAACUGCAUCAUCACUUUAGUUUAAGAGUUUACCAUUAAGUUAGUUGUGCCAGUCAUUAAUUCUCCACUUCACUUUGUUUUUAUUCAAUUUGUGGAAUAAACUUUUACUGCUG